Messenger RNA from Symbiodinium sp. CCMP2456, 255 nucleotides. The record is from the annotation of a GenBank genome assembly. NCBI's taxonomy places the organism in Eukaryota, Dinophyceae, Suessiales, Symbiodiniaceae.
GCUGUGCCUCUGGCCGAGCAGGCCGGGGAGCAGGGUGCUGCGCUGCCCUGCGAGGCGUGCCCUGAACCGGAGGGCGAGCCUCAGGGGGAACCACGCCUGUACAGGCUGGACGUCUCCUGCCAGGUCGGAUCGCACCUAGUGGUCCUCCGCAUGGCUAUGAAUGCCACCCAGACGAUCGCUGCCGUGGUCUCCAGGGCGCGCGAGAGGGCCGAUGCACCAAAGCUGGAGCACGCUUCGCUCCACUCCACGCCCAGC